This is a messenger RNA of Hypoxylon trugodes, 5431 nucleotides long. RefSeq lists its product as uncharacterized. Bases 529 to 4863 code for a protein of 1444 amino acids. Gene Ontology annotation, molecular function: transcription coregulator activity. NCBI's taxonomy places the organism in Eukaryota, Fungi, Ascomycota, Sordariomycetes, Xylariales, Hypoxylaceae. The transcript is spliced from 4 exons. The record is from RefSeq and is a predicted model, not a curated record. Gene Ontology annotation, cellular component: mediator complex. Gene Ontology annotation, biological process: regulation of transcription by RNA polymerase II.
UUUCUAACAUCAUCUCACGGAAAUGAGGUGACUGGUUGCGAUAAGUUCGGGUUUGACGAUAAAUACGUCUUGUUGCUAAAGAGACGGGUCGAACCAUCUCCCCUAUCUCCUAUAGGGGCUGGUCUGAUUUAUCUCACUAUAUUUACACUUUAUACUUACGAAACAAUCACCGCGGAUCUGAUCACCCGAAGGCUACUCGGACAGAUUGUUUGGAAUUGAUCACCAGUAGUGCAAUCUUCUAAAUCCUUUCUUGCGAGCUCUGUGUUAGUCUGGUUCCGCAUGGACUUGCUUGGAUCACGCUAGGAACCCUAUAUCAUUGGACGGAUUUCUACCUUACCGCAAAGGGACUAUUGAAGACUGUUUCAUUAAAUACGCCUGUGUCUACAGAAGGAUCCAAGGCCUUACUGAAACGCGCGAUCCUUGUUGGAUAAUUCCUACAAGCUCAACUCAUUCUAUCGGCGAGGAUAUAUCGAUCUCAGGAUCAACUGGACCUUUACGCUCUGACCGAAGCUACACUCUCCCGCGGCCAUGGCCGCCAAUAUGCCACAAAUGGGCGGUGGCGGCCCCGUACGGCCCCGACCGCCCCAUCAGCAGCUGUCACAGAUGGUUUAUACGCAAAUGAUGGCACAGGCCUCCCAGACCAAUGGUUGGCAGGAUCAGGUGUCGGUGAACCUUCGGGUCAGUAACGCUAUGAACUUGAUCUCUAAUUCAUUCCUUGCCAUGCCUACCGUACAGUCAGAUCAACUUAUCACGCAUGGUCUGUCUUUCGAACGUGAAGCAUAUCUAAAUUCAGGAGAUAAGUCGGUGUAUGACCAAAAGAUUAGCAGUCGCGUUCAAGAACUCUUCAAGCGGCGACAAGCACAUGAGCAAAGCCUUCAGAACAGCUUGAACAAUCAUACUGCACAAAUACAGGCACAAGCUCAGGCCCAGAUGAUUAUGAACCGGAAUAUGAUGCCGGGAGCCAUGGGUCAACCGCCACAACAUGGAUUCCAGCAUCUUCAACAACAAAUGCAACCCUCGCCCAUACCUCAACAAUCCCAUCAACCUGGCAUGGGAAUGGCAGGCCCGGGUGGCCUUUCAAUGAAUCCGAAUCAACAGACAAUGCAAAUGAAUGGUGGACAGAUGCGUCCACAGAUGCCUAUGAAUGCCAAUAUGGCUGGUCUGUCGCCUCAAGACAGAGCAAAAGUCACGCAAUUGGCUGUCACUAGGUUAAAUCAGACUCCAGAGCAGCAGAAGAACACCAUUCGUAUGAUGCUUCAACAAAAAAUGUCCCCACAGCAGAUGGCGCAGAUGCAACAAGACAACAUAGACCCGCUUCUGUUCUUUUUUCAGAACCAAAUUGUGCAGUCUAUGAAGGGGCAUGCUGGUGCCAACAUGGGCAAUAAUCACGCAGCGAUGCAAAUGCAAGCCCAACAACGACAGAUGAACCAAUCUGGGCAGCAAAUGAAUGGAGUUCCCAACGGCGAUUUUCCUUUUGAGAAUAUUAUGAACCAACAAAAGGCAGGAAUACUAGCUCAAGAAGCAGGGCAAAUGGUAGUGCCGGCGAGCAGUGGACCUGGUCGCAAUGCUACACCUCAGCCCAUGGGCGGAGUACAAAUUCACAACCCCGGCAAUAACCCCGGCAUUAACCAAGCCGGGAUCCCAAACCAACUUCAACCGCAAUUCACUCUGCCGCAAGCUCAACAACUCAAGAUGGACCAGAGAGCAGCUCAAUCUCAAGCGCAAAUCAGGGCACAAGCUCAAGCUAAACAGAUCCAGGGCCAACCGGGUGGAAUAAAUGUCCCAGGUCACAUGUCCCAGAGUCCAGGUAUGAAUACUCUUAAUACUCCCGUUCGCCGCACUCCCGUGGGGAUGGGCCAGGGUGAAGGACAACCACAAAUGGGUCAACCCAACGGCCCAUUUGCGCAGGGAAUGGACCCUCGGUUUAAUCAGGGCAACCAGAGGCUUCAGAAUUCUAAUCUUGACCCGCGGGUACUCGCCAUGCUUGGUCGGUUGCCCCCGGAGCAGCGCGGCCAAUUUUUUGCUCUCCCCCCGGACAAGAGGGGUGAGAUGAUUAAGCAGUGGACAUCACAGACACCAGCCGGAGCAACCGGUCAAAUACCCGGACGAGGUCAGCCUCCGACGAACCAGUUUGGACCCCAAGGCAACUCCAUGGCCCCGUUUGGUCCGGGGAAUAACGCCGGCCAACAGCCAAAUCCCAACGCGCCAAUGAACCCUCAGAACCAAAUGCAUCUCCAACAACUGAACAGGAUGCGGAUGCAAAAUAUGGGCCGGCAAAUGCCCGCAGACAUGAACGCAUUUAUGGAUUCUAUGGAUGUGGCACCGAGAAUUUUAGAACAAUUGAGACUGUCUCAAGGAGUCCCGCCUGAACUUAAGAAAUGGGGACAAGUAAAGCAAUUGCUUGCCCAAAGGAAUCCUGCUAAUCCGAUCUUGGCUCAGCUCCAGGCCUUCCAGACCGCCCAGUUUCAAAAUUUCUUGAAGCAACGAGCCGCCGCUGGAGGAAACCAAGGGCCGCAACCCAAUAUGCCACCCCAGGGACCACAACCUACACACCAGCAAAUGCCUACGCAACCUGCAGCUAACAUGGGCCCUUUCCAGGGUAUUACCGUAACUGCCCAGGAAAUGCAGAAUCUCAAGAAUCACGACAAAUUCAAGCAUUUGCCGGAUGAUAAGAUUAGACAAGCUGUGAUGCAGAUGAAGAUGAAUCAGCAUUUGAGGGCGAGAGCAGCCGGACAGGCGCCAAAUGCCCAAAUGCAGACACUCCAGACGUCCCAAUCAGCUAAUCCGAGCCUCAACACGUCGGCACCGCCUCCAAACAUGCCCAACGUACAACAGCAGCAACCACGCCAGCAAAACAUGGCACCUGACGCUAAUGCGGCGGGUUCUACGGCUCCUCUGAGGAAUAAUAAACAAGCUCCGAAUAAUCGCCAGCCACAAACUACAGCUCCGGCCGCCCCCCAGAAAAAUAAUCUGAAACGUGCCAGUACCGACGAUGUAGUUGAGGUGCCCAACCCGUCUAGCACCCCGGUCCAACGUCCCCCCUCUCAACAAGCUCAAGCUCCUGGAUCUGUCACCCAUUUACCUCAACUGAGCCAACAACAGAUCGCUAGCCUCACAUCCGAACAGAGGAACAAGUAUCUCGAAGCUGUUAAAAAGGCUGGUGGACCUCCAAUGUCAGAAGAGAUGCAGCGCCUCAAGACCAUUGGCCAAGAAGAACAUACUAAUACGGCUAAUUUGAACUAUAAUGAGAUUCCGAUGGCGCCGGAAGUGUAUCAGGAGAUGGCGCAAAAAAUCCGGUCGAUGGUUUCCGAAGUCCAAAAGAUUAGUAGAAUUUUGGGCCGAUGGUAUACCCUCACCAAAGAUGAAAGUCGAGCUAGGAUGUUUUUCAAAAUGCGACUUCGUUUAGUUAAACAAUUUGCGGACGGUGAGAGGAUGACGACCCUAAAGAAGGCGUUCUCUUUGCAACCAAAGGAUCUAGAGGCCUUGAGGGGGAUGUUGGAAAGCAUGGCUAAGGACGUAGCCACGCAAUAUCCACAACAUUCUCUAAAAAGAAAUAUCACACAACAACAGAAUGGGGCGGAGUCGGGCACCCAGCAAACCACCGGCGAGAACACAACCGCACCGCCGGUUGGUCGGCCAGCGCCGCUUAACGCUGUCAAUCUCGAGAAACAAACGCAGGCCCUCAACAAAAUGCACCAGAGGACCGGUAGUAAGAGUGGGCAGCCUCCUGCUGCACCAACUACCUCACAACCUCCGUUUCAGUUUGGUGCGCAGUCCCCUGAUGGCCGGCCAACAUACGGCGGAGAACCGGCUAUCACUCAGACAAAUCUCCAACUUCCUGCUCGCAAGAAAGCCAGAACUGGGGCACAACCUGGUGCUGGAUCGGGUGGUCCGAGCGCAAAUUCGUCCCCUCAAGUCCAAAAAGCUGCUUCUCCCGAAAUGGUGAAACGACCGGCAUCUGAAAUCAAGCUAACAAAGUUGCAAUUCCACUGUCCCGAGGCGAACUGCGAUGCGCAUACCAUUGGCUUCUCUACAGAGGAGGCUAUGCGAAAUCACAUCGAGGAAGAACAUACUAAACCUCGUCAGAAUCCGUUGCAAUAUGUGACGGAGAGUCUGGCUGUGGCGCUCGGAUUAGAACCGGACGGCAAUUCCAAGCCGGCACCAGUUGCUCCAGCUGCCGCUCCUGGCCCGUCUCAUACGCCAGCCCCUCCUAUGACUCGCGACAUCUCUAAGCAAGGUCAGACGCCUAUGAGCAGAGUUGAGGGAACGCCGAUGUCUCGAGAGGCGUCUUCGAUGAAGCGGCAAAGUAGCUCUGUUGGUGCUAAGCCUACGGACCUAAGCAAAGUAGCCGCCGGAAAGGCGAGCACACCGAAGCCCGACUCUACGAUUAAGGGAACCGACGGUGCUUUGGGGGCUGGAAGACCAGCGGAUGAAAGGCCGCAAGCAGUUGGAGCGGACGCCGCUUGGGCAACAAUGACUAUAGAUCCGCAAGAUUUGUUCCAGAACUUGGGAGGCCUUGAGGGCGGUGGAAAUGGCGCGAUAUCUGACAUGAGCGUGUACCGAGCAAUAUCACCAAACAACACGCCAGAGUCUAGUAAGGAUAGCGCGUCUUCGGAACCCAAUAGCGAUGUUUCGGAGGGUGUCUCGCUUAACCUGAAGGUGGACAUGGGCUUCGAUGUAUGGCACCCGUUCGGAGGUGGCCAGUUUUUCGACCCAGAGUCGGCCGCCUUGGACCUCCCUGACACGGAUUUGAAUGGUACGGGUGCAGGCGCAUUUGCACCAUUCUCGUGGGAUGACAUAGACAACGAUUUCAAUGGCAAGUUUGAGCUAGAUACUAGUCUCUACUCAUUGGAUACGACGUAGAAACGUUGCGUAUGUCCUUACGAUGCCCUAAUCGAGGAUAGAGUGUUUCUAUUUCACGAAUGUAAUGCAGGUUGGGGAAUUGCCCCCCCUUCAAUUUUUUUUUUUUUUCGCGAUGGACGGAUCCUCGGCCGGGAUGAGAAAUGCUAUGCAAUCGAUCGGGCGGAGGCUUCCCCGGGCGAGGGGGAGGGCGUUGCGGAAUCCUAUCAAUUUUUUUUUCUUUCUAUCGGAAGGUAUUUAUGGAUUUACGACGAGGUGAGGCCGGGUAGGACGAGGUAGCGGAAAAAUUCUUUGAUCUUGACAUGGCAAUGGGGUAGGUUCGAGACGGGGACCCAGCCUAGGUCUUUAUGGAAGCAGCUAUAUAGAGCUGGAUGGCAUCACGAUACCCACAAAAGAUAGGUGGACAGCGAAAAUAGUAUUGAUUAUACCUUUACAAAGACAAUGUUGUUGCACACUUCUUAUCUUGAGCUUUCAUACUUGAGUAAAUUUAUGAACUACAUAUUACCUAGGUACCUAUUUUUUGAGUUCAUGUAGUCUGGGGUACGAAGGCAAUCAACUUAGAGAAGCUUAA